This is a messenger RNA of Chara braunii, 2446 nucleotides long. Lineage: Eukaryota; Viridiplantae; Streptophyta; Charophyceae; Charales; Characeae. The record is from the annotation of a GenBank genome assembly.
CGAGGUAGCAGCAGCAGAGAAGAAGAAGGCAGAGGACGCCGAGAAGGCACGUCUGUUGGCAAUCGAAAAGCAGCGCCAGCAGGACAAGGCAGCAGCAAGGGCUGCCGAUGAAGAAAGAAAUCAACGACGCGAGAAGAUAUUCAACGGAGAGUGAGCCUUGCUCACAAUGGCAGCGGACUGGCGGGUCGAGGCUGAAAAUGGUAAGAUGGAACAGAGUGAAAGCAAGAUCGCUCUACUCCUCUCCCAUUUCACGGAUCUCCUGGCAACGUGCAUUGCACAGCAGGAGGACAUCCACCGCCUCGACGACGCGGUUCAGAUGCACAACCAGGCAUUUGAUCAAGUCAACAGACGCCUCCAGCAGCUGGAGCAACGACCCGUCGCCGCCCCUGAUGCCAGCUCCUCCAACACCUUCGAUCGCCUCAAUGCAUUGGAGAUCAACGUCGGAACCCUCAAGGACGACGAGCAGCUACAGCAAACCGCCACACAACAACUGGAGCAGCGAAUCUGUGCAGCCGCCGUCACACCGAGUUUGGCACCGCGUGAGACGACUCCAAAGUUCAAUGGUCAAGAGAUCUUUUGCGAUUCGACGAAGACGGACCCGAUUCCGUGGUUCCGCAAGUUCGAGCUCAAGUUGCAGCUACACCACGUCAGCAAGCACAAGCAUCACGCGUACUUAUACUCCCGGUCGGGGGGCGCGUGCCAAGCAUGCUUGGACAAUCUCUUGUCCAAGUAUGGGGUGGUAGCUGCCGACUUGUACACCAAGAUCAGCGGUUCUAAAGGCGACUUAUUGUCUUCAAGUGGUUCUUCACGGGAUUCGGCGCGCGAGUUCAACAUAGAGGUCUUGGACCCGCUCACGUCAGAGGAUUGGCUUCCUCUCCCGACCACGGGCCGCUUGCCGAGACCGCAAUGCGCAACAUUAUGCGCUCAUCUUCACUCGUAUCUAUCCUUCUAUGCACCACCAACUUCGUCGAUGGACGAUGAAGCUGCGUUGGGGGACAUCCUUGCGUAUGUUACCGAGGCGGCCCAUGAGUUUCGCAAGCAGCGGUACGAUGACAACAACGCACCGGUCUUCUAUAUCCACAUCCAAGUUGGGCAAGCAUCCUGCAACGCUUUGCUGGAUAGCGGCGCGUCUCGCAAUUUCAUGAGCCAAGCCUUUAUGCAAAGGGCUGGCCUUGGCACACAAGUUCGGAGGAAGGCAAACCCGACGACGAUCAAGUUGGCGGACGGCAGGAAGCAGCAACUUAUCGACCGCUACAUCGAGGCCAUACCGGUGUAUUUCGCACCUCAUGCACGCGAACCGGUGACGUUCAACAUUUUGGACACGGACUUCGAUAUUAUUUUGGGAAUGCCUUGGCUUGCAAGUGUGGAUCACACUGUCAACUUCCACCGGCGGACUCUUACCGUUCAGGACGCCUUCGGCGCCGAAGUGUCGUGUACUAUUCCUCUUCCGCACCCUUCGAUUCGGUGCCAAGUGGUGACGGCCAAGUCAUUCCAGGCUACUUGUGCUUACGAGCAGCCCGACGAAAUCGGCCUAUGUUUCCUACGGACCGUCGCGGUAGCCGACUCUUCACCCACGGACUUGUCGUCGGACCCUCGUGUGGUGCGGUUGGUUGACGAGUUCGCCGACAUCUUCGAGUCACCUACCGGUAUGGUGCCGGAUCGGCCGAUCUCUGACGAGAUCAUUUUUGAGGUCAGUGUCGUGCCACCGAAAGGUUGCAUUUAUCGCAUGAGUGAGGAGGAGCUUACGGUCCUCCGCGCGCAACUCGAUGACUUGUUGGACAAGGGUUGGAUCCGCCCUAGUAGCUCCCCAUAUGGAGCGCCAGUUCUCUUCGUACGGAAGAAGAACAAGGAUCUACGAUUGUGCAUCAACUACCGCAAGCUCAACGCGCAAACCGUCAAGAAUGCGGGGCCUCUUCCUCGUAUUGACGAUCUCCUUGAGCGUUUGGGUGGCGCGAAGUACUUUUCUAAGUUGGAUUUGAAGUCGGGAUAUCAUCAGAUUUCGAUCCGGCCGAACGCUCGCUAUAAAUCCGCCUUCAAGACGCGGUAUGGGCAUUUUGAGUGGGUGGUCAUGCCUUUUGGCCUCACCAAUGCCCCGACGACCUUUCAAGCGGCAAUGACCAACGAGUUUCGUUCGAUGUUGGACCGGUUCGUGCUAGUCUACUUAGACGACAUUCUCGCCUAUAGCCAAAUAUUGGAGGAUCAUCUUGAGCACUUUCAACGAGUGUUGGAGAUGCUCCGCCGCGCCAAGUACAAAGCCAACCGCGACAAGUGCGAAUUUGUCCGGCAAGAGCUGGAAUACUUGGGCCAUUUUGUCACAACGGAGGGCAUCAGUCCGUUGUCGGACAAGAUUCAAGCCAUCCAAGAGUGACCGGAGUCGCGGAACGUCACGGAUGUCCGUUCGUUCCUUGGCCUUGCCAGCUACUACCAAUCAAGGGAUACUCGAAGA